Molecule: messenger RNA, 1303 nt
Organism: Brassica oleracea var. oleracea
Lineage: Eukaryota; Viridiplantae; Streptophyta; Magnoliopsida; Brassicales; Brassicaceae
Product: probable WRKY transcription factor 65
Exons: 2
Coding region: 227-1012 (261 amino acids)
Biological process (GO): regulation of DNA-templated transcription
Cellular component (GO): nucleus
Molecular function (GO): transcription cis-regulatory region binding; DNA-binding transcription factor activity
Source: RefSeq, a predicted model, not a curated record
CCUCUUUCAUACACAACUCCUCUUCGUCUCCACCUUCUCUCCAUUUUCUAUUCUCUUAUCUCUCUCUACUUCUACUCCUCGUCUCCCCUCAGCAACUCAGAUCUCUUCCAAAAAGCGAUCUAGAUCGACGAAAUACCUGAUUUUUGGUCGAUAUCAUUGAUCGACACUUCUUUUCUAGCUCAAUCUUUGUAAAUAUACAACUAUAUAGUCUUUAGAAAAUAUAAACAUGAAGCGAGGUCUAGAUAUGGCAAGAAGCUACAAUGAUCAUGAAAGCAGUCAAGAAACCGGACCCGAAUCACCAAACUCUCCAACCUUCAACUCAGUCAUCUCUUCUCAUUCACCUAAGCGAAGUAGGAGAUCCAUGGAGAAGAGAGUAGUGAACGUACCGAUGAAAGAAAUAGAAGGAUCUCGGCACAAAGGAGACACAACUCCACCGUCAGAUUCAUGGGCCUGGCGUAAGUACGGCCAAAAGCCCAUUAAGGGAUCUCCUUACCCUAGAGGUUAUUACCGUUGUAGUAGCACAAAAGGUUGUCCGGCAAGGAAGCAAGUCGAGAGAAGCAGAGACGAUCCAACUAUGAUUAUCAUCACUUACACCUCUGAGCACAACCAUCCUUGGCCUCUCUCUUCUUCUUCUAGACACGGACCCAAACCAAAACCCGAGCCCAAACCCGAACCUGAACUAGAAGUACCCGAGGAGGUGGAGCUGGAAGAGGCUGGUAAUAGUAAGCUUAUGGUUAUGGGGAGGGAGAUCGAAACGACGCCGUCUUGCAUCGUCGACGAGUUUGCUUGGUUUAGUGAGAUGGAGACUACUUCUUCCACGAUUCUUGAGAGUCCCAUUUUCUCAUCGGAGAAAAAGACGGCUGUCUCGGCGGCGGCGAAUGACGUGGGGGUGUUUUUCCCGAUGGGUGAGGAGGAUGAGUCUUUGUUCGCUGAUCUUGGAGAGUUACCGGAGUCUUCGGUGGUGUUUCGCCACCGGAGUAGCGUAGUUGGGUCACAAGUGGAGAUCUUUUGACACGUGGUGGUAUUUUUAUUGUGGCUCACAUGGGAAGCGUUGUACGCACGGCGCUACUCCGGUGAUCUCCUCUCUAAACUUAUUAUUAAAAACAAAAACAAAAAAGAGUAUGAUUCGAUUAUGUAUUUUCCUUUUUUUUUCUUUGCCACUAUACUCUUUGAGAAUUCUUCUUUUCCUCUAUUUAAUUUUCUGGAUUUAGAUUUAAUUUACGUGGGUUGAAUUACAAUGUAGUUGGCUGAAUAAAAAUGGUUGUCAUUUUUAUGUGUAUGUAACUGGUCAAUUUUUAUUUUA